UUUUUUUUUUUUUUUUUUUUAUUCCAAAGCAGCAUUGCUGCGGGACUGCUUGUCGAGAACCUGAACCGGAGCGAGAGCAGCGUGGAUGAAAGCGACGACGCGGGGAGACCGCAAGUAGACGCGUGAGCAGGCACGCUUCGUAUCCCGCCGAUCCGGAAACGUGGACCGACAGAUGACGGAGGCUGCGGCCGGGCGACGACGGGAAGGCUCGCCGAUAGCGGCCACUCCUCCCGAGGUCCUCCCAAGCCAGAAGGAGGAGACCGCCGGAAACUUGGAAACAUCAUGGCACGAACACUUGUCGUGCAGUUUUAGGAUUCGGAUGGAGAACUGCCAAGCUGGGACCUUUUUGGCCCGGGACUCGGACUUGAAAUGAAAAAUCUCAGUUCCUUCCAAAGAGGUCAAGUAAGUCUCCCUUGAUGCCCCACCGACCUCCGAAGGGUUAAGGCUCUGUCGUCGGGGAUGGGCGGCCCGCCGACAGCUCCCCUGGGCGCUUUCGGCACAACCGCCGCCUCCCCAGAGGGGGCGGACUGGACUUCCUGGCCGGAAUUCAACCAAAGCUUGACGGGGGGCGAUGCUGACAACUCCACGCAGGAGGUGGUGGCCAGUGAGGAGAAGAACUGGCCGGCCCUGCUCAUCCUGGUCAUCAUCGCCCUAACCGUGGGUGGCAACAUCCUGGUCAUCCUGGCUGUGUCGCUGGAGAAGAAACUCCAAAAUGCCACCAAUUUCUUCCUGAGGUCCUUGGCAGUGGCCGACAUGCUGGUGGGCAUCCUGGUAAUGCCCAUCUCUCUCAUCAACAUCCUCUAUGACUACGCCUGGCCCCUGCCCAGUGCUUUGUGUCCCAUCUGGAUCUACCUGGACGUGCUCUUCUCCACCGCCUCCAUCAUGCACCUGUGCGCCAUCUCUCUGGACCGCUACGUGGCCAUCCGCAACCCCAUCGAGCACAGCCGAUUCAACUCCAGGACCAAAGCCAUGAUGAAGAUUGCCGCCGUCUGGACCAUUUCCAUAGGCGUCUCCACACCAAUCCCGGUGAUCGGCCUCCGCCACGAGGACAAGGUGUUCGUCAAUGGCAGCUGCGUUCUCAAUGAGGAGCGCUUCAUCCUGAUCGGCUCCUUCGUGGCCUUCUUCAUCCCGCUGGUCAUCAUGGUGGUCACGUACGGUCUCACCGUCCAAGUGCUGCAACGGCAGGCCACCGUCUUCCUAUGCGAGGCCAAGUCGGCAUCCCAGCAGCCUUUGCGGCCCCCGGCCCACACCGCCGGCUCGGACAUCCACGCGACAGAUGUCAAACCGACGUCAGAGCCGGGUCUGCUCUUGAGUGUCUCCGCGUCCGAGUGUGUGGGCAUUCUUCCUGGCUCCGAGGCAACGUCUCAGCUCAGCUCGCCGGCCGCCGGGCCCGGACGCGGUGACGGCGCCGCGUGCCACGGUCGACGCGGGAUGAUGCAGGCCAUCAAGAACGAGAGGCGGGCCUCCAAGGUAUUAGGAAUUGUCUUCUUCCUCUUUCUCAUCAUGUGGUGUCCGUUUUUCAUCACCAAUGUCACCUUGGUGCUGUGUGGAGGCGCCUGCGACGAGUCCCUGCUGCAUGAACUGCUUAACGUCUUCGUGUGGGUGGGCUACAUCUCAUCAGGGGUCAACCCGCUGGUCUACACACUCUUCAACAAGACUUACAGGAGAGCUUUCUCCAGCUACAUCCGCUGUCGCUACAACGCCGGCGCCAACGUGGCCGGGGCCGGGCAGGCCUUCAAGAACCCUCUGGCUCUGCCGCCGCCCCCGUCGUCCUCGCACGCCGUUACGCCGCCGGACAGCCGUAGCAAGGCCAAUACGGAACGGAGCCGAGACGGCGACUGUCGAAACGGCGGACGGACGGGCCCGGAGGACAGCUUGGACCGAACCGGGGGUGGUGUGGCGCCCCUCCUUGGGGGGGCGCUCUCUGAAACAGAAACUGAAGAGCAGGAGCUGUCGCUUAUCAGUUGCAGCCCCGCCUCUACUGUCCAUACCAGCAGCGUGUGACGCUUGUAAGGAAUGUAGGACAAUUGAUGGUAUCGUGGCGCCCUCCAGUGGCCAAAAGGAGCUUUUUAAUACAAGAAACCGCUUCAUUAAGGAAGUUCAUGAAAUUCUUAGACACAUACCCCAUAUAUACAAUAUAUAGAAAUAUAUAUACACACACCUACAUGCACAUUGUUAAAUCCACAGAUCCUGAACUGCAGAUAUUUGGGGAUCGCCUGUAUAUAUGUAGCUAUAUGUAAAUAUACAGUCUAUAUGUAUAUAUGUACAGUAUAUGUAUAUUUGUGUGUGUGUGUAUAUAUGUAGAAAAUAUAGAAAUACAGUGGGGCAAA
Corythoichthys intestinalis (scribbled pipefish) is the source of this 2330-nucleotide messenger RNA. It is a transcript of the gene htr2cl1, whose product is annotated as 5-hydroxytryptamine (serotonin) receptor 2C, G protein-coupled-like 1. Gene Ontology annotation, cellular component: plasma membrane; dendrite. Gene Ontology annotation, molecular function: G protein-coupled serotonin receptor activity; neurotransmitter receptor activity. The record is from RefSeq and is a predicted model, not a curated record. Bases 460 to 2004 code for a protein of 514 amino acids. Lineage: Eukaryota; Metazoa; Chordata; Actinopteri; Syngnathiformes; Syngnathidae. The transcript has 7 exons. Gene Ontology annotation, biological process: release of sequestered calcium ion into cytosol; chemical synaptic transmission; phospholipase C-activating G protein-coupled receptor signaling pathway.